Messenger RNA from Cuscuta epithymum, 5433 nucleotides. The record is from the annotation of a GenBank genome assembly. NCBI's taxonomy places the organism in Eukaryota, Viridiplantae, Streptophyta, Magnoliopsida, Solanales, Convolvulaceae.
CUCAUUCUAUACACAUUUCCUUCUUCUUCAUCAUUCCUUCUCCACUUUUGUUCAAUUUCUCCUGUUUAUACAAUAUGGGUAUCAAUUAUCCAACAAUGGUGCUCUCAUUGAGAGGUUGAACACAAUCAAGUGAGAAAACCUCCCCAAUUAACCAAAAACUCUACCAAAAUCACAAAAAAACAUCCAAAAUUCAUCCAGAAUGCAGAAAAUAAGCCAAAAUCAGUUCCGAAACCAAAACAAAACAAAAAACUGAAAAUUUUCAGAAGUGGAGCUUUUUGAUCAAAUCUGUACCCUCUAGCCAGUGGAGUUGGUCAGCCGGAGCAGCAGGAGCAUCGCAGGUCAUCCCUCAAAGCUUCUAGUCGCCGCUUGUUGUCCCAUCUAGCUGCUUGCAGCUCGUUUCCGCAAUUAAUGGCCUGCUGAAGCUCCUGGGCGUAGCAAUACAAACCUCCGAACCGAAAACACGACCAGAAUCCGUAGACCAUCUGGAAGAGACGCCCCUUCAGUCCGCUGAUCUGAAGCUGCUCCGGGUUCGCCACCUUUUCUACAUCUAGCCGCCGUAGAACCAUCAAUUGCAAGUAUUUCUUCUGCCUUCGUUGCAGCAUCACCAAACCACGCUCGAAGCCUGUUUCUUCACCUCCGCCGCAGCAUCAUCAGUCUCUGCCCCCGGUGAGCCAUUGCAAGACUUCUUCCAUGAAUGGCCACAUCAAGCUCCCUUCGCAAGGUUUCCGCUCCAGAUCUCGCCGGGGACGGCAUAGUGCCCAGUGUCGCACGAAGCACCAACAUUUGCAUCAAAGAUGAUGUUUUCAAGCGCCUAGCGGUCCGAUACAGCAGCGUUCGCGCGCGGCGACCGGAAAGGCCUGGUGGCGGAGGUGGCCUCUUCUCCUUUCGUUCAUUCCUCCGAAGCUGCAGCGAGAUGGGGACCUCCCUAGGCCUCCUUUCUCCGUCUGGCAGCGAUGACCUCGUUUCGAGCCCUUGCUGGCGGCGACAGUAUGCAUUGGGCGGCCAAGAGUCACGCUCCAUCCCUUUCCGGCGGCAUCAAGGACAAGGCUGAAGGCCUAUGCCAGCUGCGGGAAAUGAAGGGCCAGACUAAGACAUGCCAACAAGACCUCUGCAAUUUGUUGUCCUAUCUCCUCAUGGGGCAUAUCCAGCUAAUCCAGACUCGUUUAUCUUCUGGACGGACAGAACUCAUUGCUUGGUCAAAAUUGGUCAAUUUCAAUGCAAAGUUCUAUACGAACCAAGACUAAUCAAGCCCAAUACUGAUUCUCACCAAUAAUAAUGGGUCGGACCAUUUUUGGGCAAGUGCUUUUAAAGGGCUGGAUUUCAACCCAUCAAAUAUUUCAACCCACUUCAAAAAGAUAAGCACUCUUUAAUUUUCAUAUUAUUUAUUUUUAUUUAAAUUAAUUUUUUGUCGGGCGAGCAUCACACUAUCACGCACUUAUGAUCAAAUACCUAGUAGAGUGUGGCUUGAGACUCAUCACUAGGAUUUAAAGCCCUGACUCCUCAGGCACAAAGCCCUGUCUCCUCAGGCACAAAGCCCCGACCAAGUCGGGCAUGAAGACAAAACUCCGACCAAGUCGGGUAUGAAGACCGGUCUUAGUCAUUCCUCGAGUGGCGACCGUUGCUUACGAAUGGCUCACACAUCCAUUCUACUAAGUAUUUUAUCAUUACAUUAACAAUUCACAUCUCCACUUGUUUCAAGCGACGAACUCCCGAUCGGAAACAUAAAUCCCAAGAAAAAUUUUUAUAUGUAUGAUAAAUGUGUGGGUACGAAGAUGACUUUACUCAUUUUCACCUCGUCUCCACUCGCCUCAAAGAGCGGGGACUGGGGGACUGAGGGGUCAGAGUUUCUAGAUGAGCAGAAAAUAUCACGCAAAAGCAGGAAUGAGAGCUGAGUCAGUUGAAGAGGAGCUGAGCUAGAUUGAUUAUGCCGGAGGGGAUUUACCUUCCUUGUUUCAUGUUGGGGGCGCUAGGUGUACUCUUUUUCCCUUUAUUAGGAUUUUUCCCCGCUGGGUUUUUCCUAGUAAAGGUUUUUAACGAGGCACCUCCCCAUAAUGGACAAGGGUGGUGGUCCCCCGGCCGAAGAGGAAGAACGUUGCAGAUACAGUUUGGACUACUCCCUUUCACCUCGAGUACUCUCGACUCAGGGAGUGGGGGACUCCUGAUGGAUUAUAUGAACUCCGACCCCCCGGUAUGCCGACUACUAGGCCUGGACAGCGGCCCACACACGUUUAGCGGAUAUCAUUAAUAUUAUUGUACAUUAUUAUUAUUAUUAUUAUUAUUCAGAUGUUCUAAAUUAGCUUUUUAUACUAUCAGUCCAUUUAUGUAACCGGGUCUGUCAGGCCCAUAUUAGAGACCCAGACCCGGAUUUUCCCUACAUAUACUCCUUAUAGGAGGCUUGUAACUCAUAUAACCAAUACUCAUUCUAUACACAUUUCCUUCUUCUUCAUCAUUCCUUCUCCACUUUUGUUCAAUUUCUCCUGUUUAUACAAUAUGGGUAUCAAUUAUCCAACAGGGGUUGAUCAGGUUGAUCCGCCGGGUCCUGAUUGACCCGUGACUCCAUCAUUCCUCUAGGUCCGAUCCGGUUUUUACAACAUUGAGAAAAGUCGAACAAAACCUAAUAGAUUUCCAAAACUCGAUUUCACUUCUCUUAAAACCAAUCAAAAAUAGGGAUGGCAACGGGGCGGUUCGGGGACGGGUAUACCAUUACCCGUACCCGCCCCGUUUAAUAAAAAUUUUCCCCGAAACCGCCCCGUUAACCGUCGGGUAUUUUUUACCCGCGGGUAACGGUUUCCCCGCGGGUAACCGUUUUAUUAAAAAAUAAAUUUUUUUCCUUCAAAAUUAGUAUAAAUCCCAAAAUGAUGAUUAACUCCUUAUCAUUAGCCACCUAAAUUAAAAAAAAAAAUCAAAUAGUACCACAGAUAGAUUUAAAUAGAGUUAAAAAACAAAAUUAAAUAGUACCACAAAAUCAUAAUUUAAAAUUUAAAACUUGAUAUAAAUUAUAGCAACCAAUCAAAAUUAAUUUAAUCAUCCAAUACACCUCUACAAAAUUAUUAGCAAUUACAUAAAUUAAAGCAAGGUAGAGUAAUCUAAAAUGUUUGGAGUUUAAACUCAUACGUGAGUUUUAUGAAAGUUAUUGGGUGAAAAAUUAAGAGAGUCACAAUGUGAAAAUUGCGUAGAGAAAAUCACGAAAAUCAAAUAAUCAAUAUGUGAAGAAAAUAAAUCUUUUACAAGUUAACAAAGGAAGGAUGAUGAAUGAUAAUAAAUUUAAAAUAUAAAAUAGUGAACUUUGAGCAACAACUCCUCAUAAUUGCAAAGGAUAACCAAUAAGUUGAAUAUUGUUUAAAAGUAUUAGGGGGAAUAAGUGUCAUAUACUAAUCUACUACUACUCACAUAUACUUAAUAUAUUAAAUAAUAAAUACAUAAACUAUUAAAAUAUAUAAGUUAAUUGUGCGGGUCGGACAAUAGUGUGGGUAACCGUAUCUAAAUUAAACGGGGCGGGUAACGGGGCGGGUAGGUAUAAACCCAUAACCACCCAUUACCCGUUUACAUAAAUCGGGUAUUCCCCGCCCCGUACCCGUUACCCUGUCAAAGCAGUUUUCCCCAUUUUGACCGGUUCAAUUCGGUGCGGGUAUCCGUCGGGUCAGGCUAAAUUGCCAUCCCUAAUCAUGGUGUCUUUGAUUAAGACCGGGGAUUAUGGUGUCUUGUUCUGAACGAAGUUCUGAGUCUGGGGGUGGUCCGCGAAGAUAUUGUAGUGUUUAUAUGGCUUUCAUCCUCAAUUUUUGUAAAUGGUAAUCAACUAUUCAUUACUUUGUAAAAGCGCUGCGUGUAUUGCUUAUUGUAUUUGUAGGUCGCCAUAUGGAUCUUUUAUCUAAAGCAUACUCUAGUUCAUUUGACGAAGACGAUGAUGUCCAUGUCCAAGCUGAACGCAACACACUCAGAUGGAAUCCUCAGAAACGGGCCAGAUUAGAGCCAUCUAAUCGAGGGUUUAAAUCCGUGCCGGUGGUUCACCGGAAUGACGCCUCAAACCCCCCAUCGGAGAGCCCUCUACCCGGCAGGUACAUCUCCAAGCGAGAGAGAAGCGCGUCGGUUUCUGCUUCGAGGGAUUCCAGCCCCAACCAGCCUCCCUCUCACACUUCAGCGAUGGGACCUAUUUCUGCUGUAGAUCUUCCUCAAAAUAUUUUAUCUGCAUUGAAGCAUCAAUCUAACAUAAAUAAGCGCUUUAUCCAAAUGCCUGAGAGACUUACAGUAGCUCUUGAUGGGCACUCAAGAUCAGUUAAUACUGUGCAUUGGUCAAGAAGUCAUUUGUUUAGCCUUCAGCUCACCUUCUUGCAUCUGCUGGCAUGGAUCAAACUGUUUGCAUAUGGAGUGUUUGGAGUAAAGGUAAUAAGAAAGUGCGCGUAUUCACUCAUCACACUGCUGCUGUAAAAGAUGUGAAGUGGUCACAUAAUGGGCUCUCUGUGCUCUCAUGUGGAUAUGACUGCUCUUCGAGGCUAACUGAUGUUGAAAAAGGAGUUGAAACUCAGAUAUUCAAGGAGGACCAAGUUGUAGGAGUGGUGAAAUUUCAUCCUUAUAAUUUCAACCUAUUCAUGUCUGGUGGGUCUAGAGGUGGCCUUAAGCUGUGGGAUGUUAGAACCGGAAAGGUUGUCCAUCAAUAUAAGAAGAAUCUUGGUCCAAUACUUGAUGUAGAAUUCACAGUUGAUGGCAAGCAGUUGAUCUCUUCGAGUGAUGUUUCUGGAAGCAAUAUCAGUGAAAACUCAAUAAUCAUUUGGGAUAUUUCUAGGGAAAUUCCCUUAUCCAACCAGGUCUACAGUGAAGCCUAUACCUGUCCCUCUAUACGAUGCCACCCUUCUGAUGCCUACUUUAUUGCACAAUCAAAUGGAAACUACAUAGCAAUCUUCUCUACAUCCCCUCCCUUCAGACUGGAUAAAUAUAAAAGGUAUGAAAGCCAUAGUGUGACCGGAUUCCCCAUCAAAUGCAAUUUCAACUUGGAUGGGACUAUCAUUGUAAGUGGUUCCUCAGAUGGAUAUAUCUACUUUUACAAUUCCAAAUCAGGUCACCUGAACAAAAAAAUCAAGGCAUAUGAUGAAGCUUGCAUAGAUGCCGUCUUCCAUCCUGUUAUGCCAAACGUUGUUGCUUCUUGCAGCUGGAACGGAGAAGUUUCUGUUUUUGAGUGAGAUGGUAAAUUUGUUAUUAGAUUUUGUCAUUUUGGUAUAAAAGCUGAACUCUCCAGAAAGGCAAGUAUUGGUCGUGUAAAUUUAUGUGAUAAAUGCCUGUGCUUGAGAUGGAGAUAGAUCCUUACAGCAGUUGCUGGAGCAUGUAAUCUGGACAACCAAAAGCUAUGGAUGUCAAAUUGGUUAUACUUGUUAUAUAACAUUUGGAACUUGAUUUGGGAAAGCAAUGUGAAAAACUAAAGAAUAAACUGGCAAAUCAUAU